Sorghum bicolor (sorghum) is the source of this 1153-nucleotide messenger RNA. RefSeq names its product 50S ribosomal protein L15, chloroplastic. Lineage: Eukaryota; Viridiplantae; Streptophyta; Magnoliopsida; Poales; Poaceae. Gene Ontology annotation, biological process: translation. The coding region runs from base 65 to 874 and encodes 269 amino acids. Gene Ontology annotation, cellular component: ribosome; cytosolic large ribosomal subunit. Gene Ontology annotation, molecular function: structural constituent of ribosome. The record is from RefSeq and is a predicted model, not a curated record. The transcript has 3 exons.
AUCUCGCUCCCAAACCCCAAUUAUCCGCUUCUAUCCACAGUCGCUAGCCGCUCCAACGGCAGCCAUGGCUUCCAUCACCCUCCUCUCCCUCGCUCCCACCGCUACCUUCCUCCACAUCCCGGCCUCCACCUCCUCCUCCCCCUUCGUUGCCGCUCCCGGAAUCCUAGCCGGCCGCCGGGCCGCGUCCCGCGCCCUCCCGCUCCGCGCGCGCCCGCCCCGCCGCAUCACCGUCGUCUGCAGCGCCGCUGCGGCGGCAGCCGAGGCCUCAGACGCCGCGGCGCCAGUCGAGAAGUUCCGGCUGGACAACCUGGGACCGCAGAAGGGGUCGCGCCGGCGGCCCAAGCGGAAGGGACGCGGUAUUGCUGCAGGCCAGGGCGCGAGCUGCGGGUUCGGUAUGCGCGGGCAGAAAUCGCGCUCGGGGCCCGGCGUCCGGCGCGGGUUCGAGGGAGGGCAGAUGCCGCUCUACCGCCGUCUCCCCAAGCUACGGGGCAUUGCCGGCGGAAUGCACAUUGGGCUGCCGAAGUAUGUGGCAUUCAAUUUAAAAGACAUAGUGCGUGGUGGAUUCAAAGAUGGCGACGAAAUCUCACUGGAGACCCUGAAAUCACGGGGUCUGAUCAAUCCAUCAGGCAGGGAAAGGAAGCUUCCACUGAAGAUCUUAGGAGAUGGGGAUGUAUCGGUUAAGUUGAAUAUCAAGGCUGGAGCGUUUUCAGCUUCGGCUAAAGAGAAGCUUGAGGCAGCUGGUUGUUCCCUGACUCUGUUACCUAAACGGAAGAAAUGGCUUUCACAAAAUUAUCUGAAGAACCAAGCCCGUGCAGAAGAGUACUUUGCCAAGAAAAAAGGUGGUGCUGGUGAAUCUGAUAGCGGCACUGUGUAGACUUCCUAUGUGAUGUACUCCUCUUCUCUUUCUUUUAGCAUAUGCUUAUUGCUCCCCUUUUUGUUCUUAAUUUUUUGUGUACCAUGAAUUUUGUAUCUAUGUCAUGCAAUUAUUUCAUCCCAUCUUGUAAGUUGCGACCAAUAUGACUGUGUAGUAUGCCAUAGUGCUCUCUGAAGAUCUGUUUCAAAGAAAGCCUGCAAUCAUAUGUAUAAGAAGAAACCCAGAGAUCAGGAUGAGUGUAAAUCCAGUUCAAAAGAAAAAGAUCAAUUUAUAAUACCA